UUGUUUGAGCAAUAAACAAUUGAUGACUGGUAAUUUGAUUACAGAAGUGAUAAAAUCUUGCGCUCGUAAUGAAUGCGCCUAAGAAAUCUCUCUUGGAGCGUUAUGGCAUACCGGUCAAUCACUUGGAUUUCCAAUACAUUGCCCAAUGCAACGAUGCCAGGGAAAUGGAGAAAAUGGUGCACAUUCUGAGAUCAGGUGAAGAAGGUUACUAUCCAGAUUUAACCAAAUGUGCUGAAGAAAAGUUAAGAUUACUGAAACCUCAUAGCCGUCUAUUUCGUUUGGAGGAAGAGAUAAAGGGACGUGAAGCUUUGCCUUCAGAGGAAUGGAAACCAAUUUACGAUUGGAAUCAUGACAUCAAAACCAAGGACAAAAAAUUACAAAAUUUAAAACUGGAAGAGGAUGUAGAAAAUCGCUUACCUCCAGUGCGUAGAAAUGCUAGAAUUUCUUUAUCAAAAAAGGACACCACUUCAGCAAAUAAUUUGCCUAAUAAGCCCGACAGAAUUAAAUCCACGGACUAUAGCAAAUGGGAUAAAUAUGAUGAUGAAGAGGAAAUCCUUCGCAUGGAUUUAGCCGAAGAACGUGUAAAAGAGGAAGUGGAACGUAAAAACCUGCUAAAUUCCCAAAAGUAUGGCAAAUCCUCAACACCCAAAAUAGAGGAAAUUUUAGAUGAAUCGACCAAAGAAAAAGAGCUAUUUGGGCAUCUUAGUGAUAUCGAAAAGGAAAAACUAUCAGAAGAAUUUCGCUUACGUGGUAAUGAGUAUUUUCGAGCCAAGGAAUAUGAUAAUGCCAUGACAGAAUACACCCGAGCCAUUCAAGUGUGUCCUGAGAAGGCAGUCGGACCAUAUAAUAAUCGUGCUGUGACCUAUUUUAAACAACAAAAAUAUUUCGAAUCUAUAAAAGAUUGUGAGGCGUGUCUCAAAUUGGAUCCCAAAAAUCUAAAGGCUAGAUUGCGUUUGGCCGACGCAAGCUAUGCUUAUGGUAAAAGACGAGAGUCGUAUAACCUCUACAACAACGUUUUGGAAUUGGAUCCUCAAAAUGCUGUGGCCCUAAAAGCUGUAGCAGAAUUGCGUAAAAUAUUUGAAGAUCUACCACCGCCAAAUGCAACACGUCUACAAAUUAUAGAUGAAGGAACUUCCGUGGGCCCCCAGCCAACAGCAAUUACCAAAACCCCAGAAAAUAUUACAAAAGCCUCUUCUUCAUCCCAAUCUCAAUUGGAGAAGCCUCAAAGCAAAUGGAAAAAUUUAGAUUUGGCCGAUUUGGUUAAACCGAAUCGUAUAGUUAAAAACAAAAUCAUAAAAGCUGCGGAAACUUUGGAAAAAAUUCAGACAAUUUCAACUGUGGCAAGUGAGAAAAAAGCUGCCACCUACAAUGAGAAAAACGAAAAGAAAACAAAACAACAACAACUGGGGAAUAUAGAUACUAACUCAGAGGAAAAUUCGCAAGUCCUAACGUCACUACGUAUGCCGGGAACAUUUACAUCAUCAAAAAGAACAUCUGUGAAGGGUAAACCAUUGAUUGAGGAAUUAUAGACUGCCAGCGAUAGUGGAAGAAAGACAACAGAGGAAAAUUCAUGGAAAAGAGAUCUAAAUAAAAUAUGUUUUCGUUUGAGUUGCCUUGAAUAGACGAAUUGUUUUGAUUGCAUUAACUCUAAUAAAAUAAUUUUAGCUAGA
Molecule: messenger RNA, 1670 nt
Organism: Stomoxys calcitrans (stable fly)
Lineage: Eukaryota; Metazoa; Arthropoda; Insecta; Diptera; Muscidae
Gene: Spag1
Product: sperm-associated antigen 1
Exons: 5
Coding region: 69-1529 (486 amino acids)
Cellular component (GO): cytosol; mitochondrion
Molecular function (GO): heat shock protein binding
Source: RefSeq, a predicted model, not a curated record